This is a messenger RNA of Chrysochloris asiatica (Cape golden mole), 822 nucleotides long. It is a transcript of the gene HAPSTR2, whose product is annotated as UPF0472 protein C16orf72-like. Bases 1 to 822 code for a protein of 273 amino acids. NCBI's taxonomy places the organism in Eukaryota, Metazoa, Chordata, Mammalia, Afrosoricida, Chrysochloridae. The record is from RefSeq and is a predicted model, not a curated record. The transcript has a single exon.
AUGGAGGCGCCGCCGCAGGAGGGCGAGGCCGAGGUCGCUGAGCAGCCGCUGACUGAGGGGAAGAGCCUGUGCAUGGCCGAGGCCGAGACAGCUGAGCAGCCGCUGACUGAGGCGGAGGAGGAGGUGGCCGCCGAGGCGACGGGGCUCCAGAGCGUACAGCAGCGGCUGUGGCACCUCUUCCAGAUCUCAGCUACCGCCGUGGCCCAGCUCUACAAAGAUUCCGGGUGCCAACAGCCGGAACGGUCCCUGUGGGACCCCUUCCAGAACGCGGCGGUGGCCGUGACCAGCCUCUACAAAGAGAGCGGGGAUGCCCACCAACGAAGUUUUGACCUGGGUGUUCAGGUGGGCUGCCAGCGUCGCGUCAGGGACGUGCUGGAAUGGGCGCAGAAGGGCCAGAGCAUCAUUCGCCGGGAAGACCUGAUUAGUUUCCUGUGUGGCAAAGGGCCGCCCUCCCCACCAUCACCGCGUGCCCACAGGAGACCCCCAAAGCCGCCCGCUGAGGCUCCAGGCCAGACGGCGACCACGGAGGCCGGCUCGUCGGUGGACGUCGACCUACAGCCAUUCCACGAGGCCAUCGCUCUGCAUGGCCUCAACGGGGCCAUGGCCAGCAUCAGCGUGCCAUCUGGCGCCCCCGGCUCCCCUCCACAUGACAACGGUGGGGCGCGCCGAAAAUAUAGCUUCCUGGACGACAACAUAAGCCCCUUGGACUCGGAAGAAGUAGCCCUGCGCCUGGACAGUACCGGGGCCCGCAAGCGCCCCUCGACCCAGUGCAGCGAUGGCCUGACAGACUCUCCGACCCACAAGCGCAACAGAAUGGUCUAA